Hordeum vulgare subsp. vulgare (domesticated barley) is the source of this 1084-nucleotide messenger RNA. Its product is annotated as acanthoscurrin-1-like. The record is from RefSeq and is a predicted model, not a curated record. Bases 14 to 625 code for a protein of 203 amino acids. The transcript has a single exon. NCBI's taxonomy places the organism in Eukaryota, Viridiplantae, Streptophyta, Magnoliopsida, Poales, Poaceae.
CUUAGCUCCAUCAAUGGCGAGGUGGAGCACCGUUCCUGCCGCAAUGGCGUGCCGCUUCCAGCUCGUCGCCCUCCUCCUCCUCCUCCUCCUUGUGGUGGUACCUCUAGCACCGGCUGAUGCGAGAGAUGUCCCUGCCACCGCCAAGGCUACAAAGACAACUGCAACGACCACCGCCAAGGCUACAAAGAGCGCCGCUGCGGUGGCGGCCGCGCCGGUCGGCCUCGGCGACCAGAAGACCUUCCUUGGCAGCGGCCUGGGCGGAGGCUACGGCGGCGUAGGCGGUUUGGGUGGAGCCGUGGGUGACAUCGGCGGCGUCCUCGGUGGCGUCGGGGGCGGCGUCGGAGGGAUCGGGGGCGUCGGUGGACUCGCUGGCGUGGGAGGCGUUGGCGGACUUGGCGGCGCGGGCGGGCUCGGUGGGGGUGGGCUCGGCGGUGGUGGUGCAGGUAGCCUCGGCGGUCUGGGCGGCGGCUCCGGUGGACUUAGUGGCCUCGGCGGUGGAGGGGGCGGGCUUGGCGGUGUGGGCGGCGGCUCCGGUGGACUUGGUGGCCUCGGCGGUGGAGGCGGCGGGCUUGGUGGACUCGGCGGUGGCAUCGGUCACGGCUGCGGCGGCUGCAUCCAUCCGUGAUCGUGACCGAGUACUAGUACGUUUGCAUGCAUGCAUGCGUAGGGUCAACGGUCUAGGUCUAAGCAAGGUCAACGUGGCAUGCAUGUCAGUAGCUAGGAAGUGUACCCACGUGUUAAUUAUGUGAUGUUGAAAUAAUCAUGCAUGCUAGCUAGCUUAAUUAGCUGGUACUCCCUCUGUACCAUAAUACUUGUUGUUGGGGAGAACUAGUCUAGUUCUCCCCAACAACAAGUAUUUAGGAACGGAGGGAGUAGUUAGCUAGUCAAGCUCGAUCAUGUUGCCAGAUUAUGUGAUUGUCAUUAGGAAGUGUAUCGACGUACGUGUUGAAAUAAGCAUGCUAGCUUAAUUAGCUAGUCAAGCUCUGAGUAGUGUUUAAUUAGAGCCCGCACGUGUUUGUGUUGUGUGUGUACCUGCAUGUGAAAUGAAAAAUAGUUCCAUCUUAUCUUGUUUCCAAAUCUUAAA